Messenger RNA from Parascedosporium putredinis, 804 nucleotides. Lineage: Eukaryota; Fungi; Ascomycota; Sordariomycetes; Microascales; Microascaceae. The record is from the annotation of a GenBank genome assembly.
AUGGAAGAAGCCACUCCUCCUUGGGGGUCUCUCCCAGUCGAGCAGUAUCUAGUUCGCAAUUGGGACUGGGCCUGCACCGACGAUGACGACGAUCAACGCCGCCGGCUGGUCGAGAAAUUCAUCGACGAGGAUGUCCUCGAGCCCGAGGUUUCCAUGGAAGGCCCCCGGCUUCUGACGAUCGCCCAGAAGCUCUGGAAGUCGGGCCCUCCCGACGACUACUACUUUCUCCGCACACACUACGGCGGCGGGUCCGACGAUGACGCGAAGCUGGAGGAAUGGCUCAACCAGGACCCGUGCGAAGGCGUGGAGCUGAAUCCCGAGGACAAGUGGUGGGUCGUGCUGGACGAUGCCGAGCUGUUUGAUUUCGGCGACGACUGGCAGCGCGUCUACAAGGUCCUGCCCGAGCUUGCCGCGCCGCGCGCACGCCGGGGGUUCACGAGCGACGCUAUCCGCGAAAUUUACGAUUUCGCAACCAUGCACGGCGAGGCUGACGAGGACGACUACGAGGAUGCCAUCCGGUGCGAUGCCGCGUGCGCCGUAGCCUGGCUUCUGAUUCUCGACGAAGAAGCCUUUAGGGAGGGUGAACUGGGCCUCAUGUUUCGCGAUAGCCACGGCAACGUGGUCAAAGACUCGUCCAUCAAGCCCGAUCAGUUGCGAGAGCUCUACAUCUACAACUUUCGCGGAGCCCAGCGAGAAUCUAGCUUUUGGCUGGAUGCGGCCAUUGGGAAAAAGUACAAGACCCGCGGCAAAAUCAUGCGCACGAUAUUGCCCCAAGUUAUGGCACUGGAGCAGACCGACCCGUGA